Messenger RNA from Gaeumannomyces tritici R3-111a-1, 252 nucleotides. RefSeq lists its product as hypothetical. The transcript has a single exon. The coding region runs from base 1 to 252 and encodes 83 amino acids. Lineage: Eukaryota; Fungi; Ascomycota; Sordariomycetes; Magnaporthales; Magnaporthaceae. The record is from RefSeq and is a predicted model, not a curated record.
AUGAGGAGCUUGGCUGCGGCCCCGCCGAGCGUGCGGGUCAGGGAUGCAUCCAAUGUGGUGCAGCAGCUGUCGAGUGACCCGCUGGCCAGGAAGGUGCAGCGCGGCGUGCCUGCCCGCGACCGAUGGAGCCUGUUUGUGUUUGCGCUCUGGGCCUGUGCCCCAUCAAUCUCAACCAUCAUCCCUCGAAUCGAACGGCUGCAGCCCACACCCGACAACCUUGAAUCCCAUCCAAAGAGGCACCCGAACUACUAG